Erythranthe guttata (spotted monkey flower) is the source of this 4059-nucleotide messenger RNA. The record is from RefSeq and is a predicted model, not a curated record. NCBI's taxonomy places the organism in Eukaryota, Viridiplantae, Streptophyta, Magnoliopsida, Lamiales, Phrymaceae.
UUUUCUUCUCUCUUUAUUGUGGUCUUUUUCUUUUUCUUCUUUUCUUCUCAAUCAUUACCACCCACAAGCCACCAUUGCAGAUUUCAACCCAAGAUCUCAGGAGUCAGGACACAACCUGACUAGCGCCACCCAAGCCCUCCGGCUCGUCCAAUAGCGAUUUUUACUGAGUUUUUUUUUUCUCAGUUUUUUCUACUCCCUCCACUAUCGUGCAUAUCAGAGCUACAAAUCAUUUCUCAAAAACCGGUUUUCAGGCGGUUUCCGGUUCGACGGUCUGAUCGGUCAAAAAAACAGUUUUUAUCAACUGAAUCGUUUUUUGCAAUUUUCGAGUUUAUAGUACCAACCGGACUGGACAAGGUAGCGGUUCGCGGCUGAACCGGUCGAACUGGCCGGUCCAGUCCGGGUUUCAAAACAUUGUUCAAUAGACCCCUCAUUUUGAAAUUAUUUUGAACUAACCACCAAAGAUAUUACAUUUGGUACAUAUCUCCUCAUUUUUAUCUUAAUUUGGGAUACCCCUGAGCACUUUGAAGUACCAAAAAUGCUAUUUUAAUAUCAUUUUAAAAACAUCACUUCAUCUCUCUCUUCCUCUCUCAACUUUCAGAUCCAAAUCCCGUCCCCAUAGGUUUUCAAUCGGCGAUGUUGUUUCACGGAGUCAUAACUCUCUAUACAGUGGUCGAAAUUCGAUGUUUGACUACCGUUAGAUUCCUCUCGUCGAGCUCUUUCUUUUCGUGGUGAUUUUAUACAGUUUGGAGUUCUGAAAUUGAAUUUUAAAAUUAUUAUUUUCUAGACUAAUACAAGUUUAAAAAUAUACUAUUAAAUUUAUGGGUAAUUACAGUUAACUCCCCUGAAUUAUAGGGUCCUCAAUGCCGCCUCAACUACAAACUUGGACAGUUUGUAUCCCUCUGUUAAUGUUGGGUCUCCAAAUGCUGAGGUGUAGAUUUGACUUUUGCUUUACGACCAUAAUUCAAUUUAGAACCCCCAAAUUAAAACCACAAUUCAGUGAUAACCCCAAAUUUAAUUUAAAACCUCAAAAAAAUCAACAUCUUCAAAUUCAAAUUCAAAAUUCAUCUUUCAUUGGUUUUUGACCCAAAUCAAAAGCCCAUCUUCUUCUAUUAACAUACAUCCUUAAAACCUACACCCACAUUAUUAAAUUCAAACGUUCAUUUCCUUUCGUCCCAAACGAGUUGAACUUCCUUCCAAACAUCGGAUUACUUCAACAGGUCGGGCCUUUACGAAAUGAGUGAUUCAGGAAAUGUGUUGGAAGACAGAGUGAAGGAUAUUGUAAUUCUUUAAGUGUUGAGAGAGAGAGAGAGAGAGAGAGAGAGUCCAUUUGGUUAUACGAAUGAAACAAGAAAAUGAAAAUAAUCAUUCCAAUUCCUUUAUGUUGUGGAUUCGGGUCCACAGACAAUAACAAGCCACAUAAAAUGAAAAUCGAACCAAGCAAGAACACAUAGAUACCACUGUGUUGACUCAACCGACUGUUGACACCGUUGCAAAUAACACAACCAUAGUUACCACAUAUCUAAAACUGAAAGCUAUAGAACAGAUAAAGAACACAAUAUUUAAAGUGGUUUGACCUGUAUUACCACAGGCCUACAUCCAUUGUGCAGAGAGAACAAAAUCCAUUAGAUCAAGAAGGUUACAAAUUACAAGAUAGUGAUAACACUCAAGCUCUCAACAGCUAUUUCACCUAAGUUGUAUUGACACUCCCCUGUUAGUGUAUACCUCAAUGUUCCUCUCUUGUUUCCCAACCCCAAAUCUCACAAACCCUGUGAAGAUUUCCUUCUUGCUUUCCCUCUAGCUUCUUCUUUUGUUCUUGAGAGUUGCCUCUCUUUCCAGCCCCUCAAGCUUAUUCCCUUGAUUAGCCUUAGCCUCCAAGCCUCUCCUCCAAGUGCUUUAUGUAUGCAGUUAAUCCUAGCAAAAAGCAACUUGGUCCCCAAGCAAACCACUGUGAACUCGACAGGUGUCUACCACAGUCAGUGCUCCUCACGUGUUCUGUCUUCUAGUAUAACAGCUCCUUACACUUUCCAUUUCAUCCUUUAACUUUACUUUAACUGCUGACUCAGAAAAAAUAUCCACUUGGCAUGUACACGUGGAUAUGAGUCGCAUAAUAACACCUUAUGUCCAUUUGGUUAAAUUAAAUACAUACUUCCAGUUCUGCUGAAAUGUUCAACUUAAUUUAUCUAAACACAAUUUGCUCAAAUUUAAAUUCACAUAAGCAGUGGAAGCCAAUUGAAGGGGGAAAAUUGUGCAAAAAGAUUCUCCAUCUUUGGUCAACGUGCCAUAAUUUCGUAGUUGUACUUCGAGAUUAUAUAUUUUUGUGCCCUUGAAUUAUAAAGUGUGUCACACUCCUCAAUUACAAAACGUACCAAACCCCUCUUUACCUCUUUAUCCUUUGCAUUUCGUUUAAAUUUAAUAAUAAAUUAAUAAAAUUAUUCUAGAUAAAUAAUUUAUAUGUGUCAUUUUCAUUCGUCAUGCACUUGUCAAGUAAUGAAAAUUAUGUAUAAGACAUCACAAUCUGCAGCCAAUAAUCAAAUAAUUCAAUAUCUGUCACACACUUACACCCACAUACAAACGGAAUCAAAAAUUGUUACUCGGCUCCCACUUCCGACGACAUUUCAAAUUAGUCAAUUACCAAUUUAUCCCCAUCCUUCUUUUACUACAUCAUAAAGCCCCCGCAAAGCCUUUUUCUUCAGUUCAGAAGAAGCAAACUGAACAACAAUGGCGGAACCCUCAUGGGCGGAACUGCUGGGCAGCAACAACUGGGAAAAUCUGCUCGACCCGUUAGACCUCAGCCUCCGCCGCCUCAUCCUCCGGUGCGGCGACUUCUGCCAAGCCACCUACGACGCCUUCAACAACGACCAGAACUCCAAGUUCGCCGGCAGCAGCCGCUACGGCAAGGACUCCUUCUUCCAAAAAGUCAUGCUCGAUUCCGCCGCCGACUACAAGGUCGAAUGCUUCCUCUACGCCACCGCCAAAGUCGGCGUCGGCAAAGCCAUGUUCCUCCACUCCCUCUCCCGCGAAUCCUGGGACAGAGAGUCCAACUGGAUCGGCUACAUCGCCACCACCUCCGACGAACUCAGCCGCUCCUCCGGCCGCCGCGAAAUCUACGUCGUCUGGCGCGGCACCACCCGGAACUACGAGUGGAUCGACGUCCUCGGCGCCCGACCCGAAUCCGCCCACGAGCUCCUCCAACCCACAUCUGAUAAUUACAAUAAUACCCCCAGCGACGAAGACAACGACGACGACGAGCACGGCGUGCCCAAAGUAAUGAAGGGCUGGCUCACAAUCUACGUGUCAACAGAUCCCAACUCCUCCUUCACCAAACUAAGCGCUCGAACCCAGCUCCUGAAAAAGAUCGAACAGAUCAUCGAACAGUACAAAGACGAAAGCCUGAGCAUAACUCUAACAGGGCACAGCCUCGGCGCUUCGCUAGCGAUAUUAUCAGGUUUCGAUUUAGUCGAGAACGGUGUCCGCGAUAUCCCCGUUUCCGCCAUCGUAUUCGGGAGCCCUCAGAUAGGGAACCAUGCUUUCAAUAAGAGAUUGCUUCGGUAUCCGAAUCUGAAAGUCCUGCACGUAAAAAAUAAAAUCGAUCUGAUUCCGCGCUACCCGAGCGCGUUGUUUGGGUACAAAGACACCGGGAUCGAGCUGGAGGUGGACAAUAGGAAGUCGCCGAGUUUGAAGGAUUCGAAGAAUCCGAGCGAUUGGCACAACUUGCAGGCGAUACUCCACGUGGUUGCCGGGUGGAAUGGGGCCGAUGGGGAAUUUGAAUUGAAGGUUAAGAGGAGCUUGGCCUUGGUGAACAAGUCGAGCGCGAUUCUGAAAGACGAGUAUUUGGUUCCGGGUUCGUGGUGGGUUGAGAAGAAUAGAGGGUUGGUUCUUGAUGAAGACGGAGAUUGGGUUUUGGCUCCGACUUCCGACGAAGAUCAUCCUGUGCCGGAAUUUUGAAAAUGUGGACGAUCAAUUUUGUGUUAUGAAUUGGUGUGUUGGGUUGUUUGUUACUUGUUGCUUGUAGAUUGUGUGUGUAAAUUUACAGUAAAUAAUAUACUAUUUGGUGUAUUU